AUGAUUGUAAAUAAAGCUACGACGACAACAACACCCACGCAAAUAUAUCCGAGGUUGCAAUUGUUACUGCGAGAUCCGCUCCGGCCACCGCGCGGAGCACCGCGCCGAAAAGAGUGCGCCCGUCGAGCUUUCACCGAAAGCUCGUCGAAGAGUUCGUAUUCUGCGCUCGCAACGAAAGGGUUAAUAUCGGCGGGAAAUCGUCGCGACGGCGACGUAGCCGGGUCCCGCGUCGAAGUGGGCCUCCCGAUUGGUCUGCCGAUCGUCUCUAAUCGCCGCUCCUUCUGGCUUCUCUGUGUUCCAGAAGCGAGGCCCGCGGGAGGAUUUCUGAACUGCCAGCGGAUCACCUAUCCGUGCAAGAACUGCGGCAAGGUGUACAAUUACUACUCGAGCCUGGCCAGGCACCUGAAGCACGAGUGCGGCGUCGAGCCGAAGUUCCAUUGCCCGUUGUGCCCGUACAGGACCAAGCACAAGUCCAGCCUGAACACCCACCUGAACGGCAGGCACAUGAAGCUGCUUAGCGAGUUCUACGCGAUGCCGAACGGGAACAAACUGUCCUCGUCUAUGGACGCGGGGAACUAGACUACUUACCCGCCGGGGACUGACGACGAUCUAACGAUUAAACGCCAUUUUUUCUUUUUCGUUUUAUAGAGGAGCUUUCGUAGAGUCGCCGCGGGAUAGGCCUGCGGAAUAGCGGAACGCAAAGAACGAUCGAUACGCGACGUCUGAUCGAUACGAUGAUACAGGGUGUCCCGAAAGUGACCCGCGAGCCGGAAGCGGCGGGUUCCUCGGACGAUUUCGAGCAACUUUUUUCUUUAUAGAAACUCUAUACGAGCCACCGUUCGCGAGUUAUCGACGGAAAACGC
Molecule: messenger RNA, 863 nt
Organism: Megalopta genalis
Lineage: Eukaryota; Metazoa; Arthropoda; Insecta; Hymenoptera; Halictidae
Source: RefSeq, a predicted model, not a curated record